Messenger RNA from Zea mays, 317 nucleotides. RefSeq names its product protein TIFY 10b-like. Bases 1 to 294 code for a protein of 97 amino acids. The record is from RefSeq and is a predicted model, not a curated record. The transcript is spliced from 2 exons. NCBI's taxonomy places the organism in Eukaryota, Viridiplantae, Streptophyta, Magnoliopsida, Poales, Poaceae.
AUGACGGCGUCCGCGAGGCCCGGGGAGAGGGCAACCAACUUCGCCGUCGCGUGCAGCCUCUUCAGUCGCUUCGUCCGCCAGAACGGCGCCGCGCCCGCCCAGCUAGGCCUCGGGAUCAAAGGCGAGGUCGAGCAGCAAAGGACGCCGGCGACAAUUAACUUGCUCCCCGGAGUGGACGGCGAGGAGACCGAGAGGAGGAAGGAGACCAUGGAGCUUUUCCCGCAGAGCGCCGGGUUCGGUGUCAAGGAUCCCGCUGCUGCCCCUAGGUGCGUACUGCUGCUUCACAUCAUGUAAAUCCCAUUUCGGUUUUGGUUUGU